GCGUUUGUGUUGUGUUGGUCCUCCAACUCCACAAAACCAGAGCUGCCAUUGCUGCCUUUCUAACUCGACUCUGACGAUUUACCCAAACCGCUGAACCGGUUCUUGUUACUGGUUUUACAUUGGUUCGAACCGGUUUAAACCCUGCAAAAAGACCCUUUUCGCCCCUUCUGAGUGGAUCCAUGUUUUUCUUCAAUUUCACUGUGCAAAGUGUCUCUAGCUUGGCGUUGAAGCUCUACAAUUAUGAAAUGAAGCCUUGUUCGUGAUGGGUUUUCGUAAAGUUACACUCUUUUCCUUUCAGUUUGGUUGAUCAAGUUCUGCAGAAAGACCCCUUUAAUCAGAAUCCGAUUAGAGAAAGAAAAGUUGAAUAAAGAGGUGGUUGCAUCAGAAUCAAAAUGCCAGAGGUUAGGAUCAUUGCGAAGAAUUUCAUGGACAUGGUGGCUUCCAUGCCCGCCAUGAAGCUCGAUAAGCUCUAUGAAAAUGGAUUCAUCUGUGAAGCUAUUCUCAGGUCUCUUCCGCCUCUUGCCAAGAAAUAUGUCUUACAGAUGCUGCAUAUUGAUGUGCAAGUGGCAGCUAAAUUAUUGGAGGAGUGGGUGCUUCCCGAUGGAGCUUCAAAGCACAGAGUAGCCGUUGAUAGGUUGGUUCAAUUGAGAGUUUUUCUUGAAGCUGUUGACAGGAAGAAUGAAAAGACUUACAAACUUAACACAACAUUUCAGAGAAGUCUCCAGAAACUUUUAGUACAAGGGGGAACUUUGCCUAGGGAAUCAAUGCCUUCUAAUAUUACUGUGAGGCUCCCAACAUUAGAAGAUCUUGAGGCCUAUGCUCUACAACAAUGGGAGUGUUUCUUGUUGCAACUCAUAAGCCCAAGUCAUGUUGAAAAGCCCUUAAAUAUUAGCUCUUCAUUGAUGAAAGUUUUCCAGCGGCGUCUCCUUAGCCAAAGAGACAAAGAAGCUCCAAAAUUAACUGAAAGUGGUUUCCAGUUUUUGCUGAUGGAUACAAAUGCACAGCUUUGGUACAUCAUCAGAGAAUAUAUCUCAAAUUCUGAGGAGAGAGGUGUUGAUGCAGCUGAGUUGAUCUCAUUCAUGCUGGAGCUUAGUUUUCAUGUUAUCGGGGAGGCCUACAAUAUAAACACAUUGACUGAUUUUCAGAGGAACAUAGUUAAGGAUCUAGCAGACCUUGGACUGGUCAAACUUCAGCAGGGCAGGAAAGAAAGUUGGUUCAUACCUACAAAACUGGCAACCAAUCUUUCCAUGAGCUUGGCUGAUUCAUCAUCUAGAAAGCAGGGAUUCGUGGUUGUAGAAACAAAUUUUAGAGUUUAUGCUUACUCAACUUCAAAAUUACAUUGUGAGAUAUUGCGGCUAUUCUCCAGGGUAGAGUACCAACUUCCAAAUCUUAUUGUUGGGGCUAUCACAAAAGAAAGCUUGUAUAAUGCUUUUGAAAAUGGCAUUACAGCAGAGCAGAUAAUCAGUUUCCUUCAGCAGAAUGCGCAUCCUCGUGUUGCAGAGAGGAUACCAUCAGUGCCUGAAAAUGUCACAGAUCAGAUUAGGCUGUGGGAAGGAGAUCUAAACAGAGUUGAGAUGACAGAAGCAUAUUAUUAUGACGAGUUCCCUUCCCGAGAUGUAUUUGAAGGUGCAUGUGACUGUGCCAGAGAAUGGAAUGGCUUGUUAUGGGAAGAUUCAAAGAAGAUGCAUAUGGUGGUCAAAACUGAGGUACAUACCUAUGUGCGAGAUUUUUUACGCCGCCAAAAGUAGUAAGAAAGGCAAGACCAUCUCAUGAUGCAUCUUCCUCCCCCUAACAUGCAAUGUAAAAUUAGGACCAAAAAGAAUCACUUUUUUGAGCUCCUUUUAAAGGAAAUGGUUAUACAAUUGGCAGCCACAUGUAUUCUUUUUUUGUUUCAUAUUUUCACUUUUGGAAAAAAUAUUAAGAAGAAAAACAAAACGAACUUAGCCUUCAAAGUAAUUAGUUUUGACAUUCUUCCUCUUCUCUUCAAAUCUUUUUGUUUUGGUAAGGGAGACGGGAAGUUAUUUCCCUUUAUGAUUUUAAUGCUUUGAAACUUUAUUAUUUUUAUCAUUAUUGAAUUGAAAUAAAGUGUAAUAUUGUGCCGUCAAAGUAUUAUAAAGCAUAAACUGAGAGGAUCUCGUGUG
Molecule: messenger RNA, 2141 nt
Organism: Abrus precatorius (Indian licorice)
Lineage: Eukaryota; Viridiplantae; Streptophyta; Magnoliopsida; Fabales; Fabaceae
Product: general transcription and DNA repair factor IIH subunit TFB2
Exons: 15
Coding region: 393-1748 (451 amino acids)
Biological process (GO): nucleotide-excision repair
Cellular component (GO): transcription factor TFIIH core complex; transcription factor TFIIH holo complex
Molecular function (GO): double-stranded DNA binding; ATPase activator activity
Source: RefSeq, a predicted model, not a curated record